Molecule: messenger RNA, 330 nt
Organism: Fraxinus pennsylvanica
Lineage: Eukaryota; Viridiplantae; Streptophyta; Magnoliopsida; Lamiales; Oleaceae
Source: the annotation of a GenBank genome assembly
AUGUAUAGAGAGCAUAAGCAUGGGAGUUCCAAUAGCAGCUUGGCCGGUGCAUUCAGAUCAGCCAAGAAAUGCCGUGCUAAUAACAAAUGCACUGAAAAUGGGUCUGGAAGUACUGGAUUGGGCGGUAGAGAAGAAUUGGUGUCACCAGCUAUGGUAGAGAAGGCUGUUAGAAGAUUGAUGGAUUCAGCAGAAGGAGAAGAGAUUCGAAAGAGGGCGGCAGAAUUAGGAGAUGCAGUAAAGCAGUCAGUGAUGGAAGGUGGUGCUAUUCGCGAGGAGAUGGAUUCCUUCAUUGCUCAUAUUACUAGACAAAUUUUUCCAUCUCAAAUCUAG